Messenger RNA from Branchiostoma belcheri (Belcher's lancelet), 4434 nucleotides. Its product is annotated as transmembrane protein 245-like. NCBI's taxonomy places the organism in Eukaryota, Metazoa, Chordata, Leptocardii, Amphioxiformes, Branchiostomatidae. The coding region runs from base 249 to 4130 and encodes 1293 amino acids. The transcript is spliced from 25 exons. The record is from RefSeq and is a predicted model, not a curated record.
CGUUGCCUAGGGCACGAAGAGGUCAAGCCGCAAACUACCAUACCUGUUAGGGUAAAAAUCAGGGGGGUAGCAAACGCGAUUACCGACAAUCAGUUUAACAAUCCGGCUAACACAGAGGCGCCAUUACCAUGCAAACCCCUUCAUAGAAGAGAACGACUUCUUUUGUGGACUACUGACACCAAACCUUUACCCCGAAUCGCCCAAGGACUUCAUAUACACACCAGAAUAUCGCCUGAUGAUUUGAAAAGAUGGCCACCUCGCCUCGCGGAGGGAUAAAGCUGUACUACUGCCCACGUUGUGGGAAGGGAUUCGCCAGUAAAACGGCAACCUUACAACACCUCAGAGGGAAGCAUGAGGGGUGUGUGCAGUGUGACAGGUGCGGGAAGGAGGUCAAACGUACUCUGAUGAAGCAACAUCUUAAAGAAGCCCACGUCACUGAAGAUAUCAAGGCAUCAGAGGACAAAUCACGACCAAACCGCGGGGAGGCGCCCGCGUACUUCGUGGCGUCUCAGACGAGCGUGACGUGCAGAAUGUGCGCGCAGAGUUUCGGGUCCGUGCACAGCAGAGAACAGCAUGAGAGGGAGGUGCAUCUCUUCAACACAAGCCUGAGAGGAGCUCUGGCCUUACGGAUGACCAACGACAACUUCCUGGACACCGUCCGGCCGUCCGGACUGUCCGAGUACGUCCGGUCAUCCCUGCAGCUGCCGUUUGACGGAGACAUGGGGUGUGCGCAGGAACUGGACAAGCUCUUCUACUUCCUGAAACACAAACUCCCGUUUCAAGUGCACAGAAUCGUCAGGGGUGGUUCGUACAUCAAAGGCACUGACCUGGCCAGCAGAUGUGAUGUGGACUUUGUCCUGUUUGUGAAGGGUUCCAGUCUGCACGACCAGAUCACAAGUCUCAGGGAACAUCAGAAGGACUCGAGAAACGUCUUACACAACAUACAGGUGAGUCUGAAGAAGUCUGACAUGGCGAACCAGAUCCUGAUGGAGGACAGCACGCCGUUCGCGAUCAGGUUCCAGUUCAAGUGUUACAAGAACAGGCACAUGCACCUGGUGGACGUCAUGCCGAGUUUCGACACGCUAGGGCCAAGUCCUUCCAAAGAGACGAGAAGAAUACUCUACAGACAGAUAGAAGCUACGAAAGACCCUCCCGAUCGGCAGCACUUCUCGGUGUCCCUGAUGCAGCUUCAGGUCCAGUUUGUAAAAGUCCGGCCGGCAUGUGUGAAGGACCUCAUCCGCCUGGUCAAGCACUGGAAACUCACGUCAUUCGCGCCACCUUCGGCGGACAACAGCUACAGGAGAUUGCCGUCUUCCUACACGCUGGAGCUAAUCACGAUCCACGUCUGGGAGCGGGCGGGCCACCCCAUCAACUUCUCCCUGGCGCAGGCUUUCCGUGCUGUGCUGCAACAACUCGUCAGUUAUCGCGAGAUUUGCCUCGCCUGGUUCGACAACUACGAACGGUCAUGGCCUGUCGUUCAGAAGAUUCUGAAAAGACCAAGGCCUGUUGUACUCGAUCCUGCCAACCCUACAAACAACCUGUGUGAGACGAGUAACGGGUGGGAUGAGGUGGCGCAUGUCGCCAGGCACAGUCUGCUCAAACCUCUCUUUCACGGGCUCAGGACCGAGGAGUGCUGGAAAAUGCCAGAAUCCUCGUCAGGACUGCCUGGCCCCUCUGGUGUGGGGUCUCCCCUCCACAGCAUGCUGCACUUUUUCCCCCAGGGUCACGAGAAACCCCUGAAACAGGCAUUCUACAACACCGCCGCAAACCUCUUCAUACUCUUCGCAAUCGGCGCCGCCGUGGCCGUAUAUUUUGUCCUGGAAGCUUUCCUCCGACCGCUUCUCUGGGCCGUACUUUGCGGUACAUUCCUCUACCCUUUCAAAUACCAGAUCACCAACUUUGUCCAGGGUUGGCUGCAGAGUUUGAGCGACUCGGACACCCCGCUUGCGGUGGGGGUGGCCAUCUUGCCGCUCACGGCGGUGAACUACUCGGCUAACCUGCUAGGGGGCCUCGCUUCGAGGAAGUGGAAGCUCAUCCUUGGGGUGGCUUUUGGGAUGCCGGCAGUGUACUUCUUGUAUUACUUUGGCCCGCUGGAGAAGAUGCUGCUUGCUGUGCAGGGGUUGGUCCAUGCAGUGUACCACAUGUUGGGAUACUUCAGUGCUAUCUGGGUAUGGACGACAGUCAUCGCGUAUCUUGUGGCUGUUGUGUUCUGGUGGAAACCGGGAACAAGCACGGCACUCAAAGUGCUCUCCAUCCCGGUGUGGGCAGUGCUGCUGCUCCACCUAGCAACCGUUGCCGGACCCUUCAGGGUCCCCCUGUUUGUCGCCGUGGUUACCAUCAUGGUGGUGGGGUUUGUGGCAGAGUUGAGGGCAGGAGCUACAGCUGAUAUUCUAGGUAACCUAGUGAGCACCACCAUGUUUGAACAGAGCGACAGCGAAACAUCGCCUCAGAAACAGCCACCCGCGGCGGAGACCAUCCGUCCGUCGUCUUUCCCGGACACGCCCAAACGGCAGAGCAAGUCCUCGCUGGAAUCCACGCUGGCGAGGAAGAAGGCAAAGCAGAUGCCGUUCAGUACCACGUGUAUCCUGUGGUUGGUGUACGCUAUUGUGGUGGUGCGACUAUGGAUGAACCUAUGGAUACUGGAGCUCUUACCCAUUCCACUUAGUGUGUUGCUGUUCAAGAAGAUAGCUGUCCAAGUCAGCACAUGGGAGCUGUUCCAGACUAAACUACAGCAGCACAAGCAGACAGCUAAAGAGUGGCUGUCAGUCCGGCGAGAGGCCCUGGCACCAAAACCUAUCCGGGGGCUCUGGAAACUCUUCUUACAGGGGGAUAAAAAGAUUUCCAACAUGUUGGAGAAGUCACUAAAUGCCCUGACCAGUACAUUUGUCAUCCUCCUACUGUUAGUGGGUACAACGCUCCUCACUAUACUACUCGCUAUCCAGGUUCACAAGGAGAGUGUACAUCUAGUGAAUGUGACCAGUAAUGUACUGAACGAGACUUUACAUCCAGACAUCAAUGAAUGGCUGUCAGACAGUGGAGGUAUAAAAACUACCAUGGACUCCAUGAUGGACAACGCCUAUGUGUAUGGGAGAGAGUGGAUUGCAGCAAAGAUCAACGAUGGGCUGUCAGGGCAGCCGGUGGAUAAAAAGCUGAUCAAGCGACAAGUUCUGGAGAUCUGGGAUCGACUGUACCAUACCUGGCUGGCCAAAAAUACUACAGUUGUGUCCAGUAAACUGUCCAAACACGGGAACAUGACCAGUAGUCUGAUGAGUGUCUGGCAUGGUGUCAGUCAUCUGGGGCUGUCUGAGGUCACUUCGUUUGUACAGGAGAACAUGAGCACACUCAUGUCUGUUCUUGAGUCCAUCUGGUCCGUAUUGAAGGGAAAUAUCAACCUGGCCCUGACUAUGGUGACAGCUACAAUAUCUAUUGUGUUCUUCAGUGGGACUGCCAUCCUCAACUUUGUCCUGUCUACUGUUAUUUUCCUGACCACCCUGUUCUAUCUCCUGAGUGUGAGUGAGAACCAGUACAAACCGGUGGAGUGGAUCGUGAACCUGUUCCCUAGUCCUGGACAGGGCGGGUCCACUAACAGACUGGGGCAGACAGUGGAGGAAGCUAUCAGGAGUGUGUUUGGAGCAUCUCUGAAGAUGGCUGUAUUUUACGGCCUCUACACCUGGCUCACACACACUGUAUUUGGGAUCAACAUUGUUUUCAUACCAUCAGCCCUGGCGGCAGUGUUUGCGGCCGUACCGUUCGUGGGUACGUACUGGGCAGCCCUGCCUGCGGUACUGGACCUCUGGUUGGUACAAGACAAGAGUGUCCUGGCCAUCCUACUGGCCGUGUGUCAUCUCAUACCCAUGUCAUUUGUAGACACAGCGAUCUACAGUGAAAUCAAAGGAGGCGGUCACCCGUACCUGACGGGCCUGGCCGUGGCAGGAGGGAUCUACAUCGCGGGUUUGGAGGGAGCUCUGAUUGGUCCCAUCCUGCUGUGUUGCCUGCUGGUGGCCAUGAACGUGUACAGUGGUAUGAUCCAGGGAUCAGGCAUGACUCCCACAUCCGAGCACGGCAUGAGGACACACAGAGGCAUUUCUGUGCCAUUAAAAAGAGCUUUCAGCGAAGCAGACCAACAUUGAUGCAAUACACAUCCACAAGUUAGAAAGAACUGCUUUAAACUCUAGCCAAAUGUUGCAAAGUAACAUAGACAACCAAACAUCUUCUCUGGCCACACUUUGUUGAAGUGAUUACAUUUUCCACUGUUUACAAGUAUAAAAGAGUUAUUAUUAUUCUGGCUCCUUACAUAUUGGGUGGAAUAAAAACUACAAUUUAGUAUAAUUCUAGGAUAGCAUCACGGUAACUGUUACUGCAAUAAUUUUAGAUCAGAGAUUGACCAUGCUUUCAUGAUGAUGUUGCUUUGAUUUGAUUUGAUUUGAUUCUGUG